Molecule: messenger RNA, 1734 nt
Organism: Drosophila arizonae
Lineage: Eukaryota; Metazoa; Arthropoda; Insecta; Diptera; Drosophilidae
Gene: mmy
Product: UDP-N-acetylglucosamine pyrophosphorylase mmy
Biological process (GO): UDP-N-acetylglucosamine biosynthetic process
Molecular function (GO): UDP-N-acetylglucosamine diphosphorylase activity
Source: RefSeq, a predicted model, not a curated record
AACAAUAAAAUGUUCCGUUGAAAACAAGUGGCCAGUGAAAUCAGUAAAUAAGUGUGUGCAUAACGCAUGCAAAUUUGUUCUUUUUUUUUGCAUUUCGCUAAAGAAAAACAUGGGUCUCAACAGUAACUUCAAUGCGCAACAGCAACAACAACAUAGGCAUUCACAUUUCCGAAAUGCCAACAAGCCGACAGCAACAACAAUGACAGAUCACCUGAAAAAGCAGCAAAUACGACUCGCCCAGGUGAGGCAGGAGCAUUUACUUAAGUUUUUUGAUGAGCUGACGCCGGACAAACGCCUCCAACUGCUGCGCGACUUAGAUGAGCUCGACUUUGAUGAGAUCAAACCCAAUUGGGAACGUGCCACCAUCUCAAUGAAUGCGAAUGGCAUUAAACUGGACAGCCGCAUGCAGCCCAUGCCCGAAGACCAGAUACUGUCCAUAGCUCGCACUUCGCCGGAGAAAUUGAACGCCUAUCGGAAGAUCGGAUUGCAACAGAUUGCAAAAGGUCAUGUCGCUGUGCUGCUCAUGGCGGGUGGACAAGGCACUCGACUUGGCUUCGAUCAUCCCAAGGGCAUGUACGAUGUGGGCUUGCAAUCGCAUAAGACGCUCUUUCGCAUACAGGCGGAGAGAAUCCUGAAGCUGGAGCAACUGGCCGAAGAGGCGUGUGGUCAACGGGGUCGCAUUGUCUGGUACAUAAUGACGUCGGAGCACACCAUGCAGCCGACGCUUAAUUAUUUGGAGGCCAACAACUACUUCGGACUGCUGGUGGAGAACGUGAUGCUCUUCGAGCAAGGCUCGUUGCCAUGCUUCGACUAUGACGGACGCAUUAUUCUAGAUGAGAAGCACCGCGUCGCGCGCUCUCCAGAUGGCAAUGGAGGCAUCUACCGGGCUAUGCAGCGUGCGGGUGUGUUGGACGAUAUGAAGAGGCGUGGCAUACUCUAUGUGCAUGCACAUAGCGUUGACAACAUCUUGAUCAAGGUGGCUGAUCCCAUAUUCAUUGGCUAUUGCGUCCAGGAGCAGGCAGACUGCGCCGCCAAGGUGGUGGAGAAGUCGUCGCCCAAUGAGGCCGUCGGCGUGGUGGCUAUUGUCGACAACAAGUACCAGGUGGUGGAGUACAGUGAAAUCUCCCAGAAGACGGCCGAAAUGCGCAACGCAGACGGACGUCUCACCUACAGCGCUGGGAACAUAUGCAAUCAUUUCUUCACUGUAGCCUUUCUGCAAAAGAUCGGCAGCAGCUACGAGCGUAAGCUGAAGCUUCAUGUGGCCAAGAAGAAGAUACCCUUUGUGGACAACGCGGGCAAUCGCCUGACGCCCAACCAGCCCAAUGGCAUUAAGAUUGAGAAGUUCGUGUUCGACGUCUUCGAAUUUGCUGAAAAGUUUGUGGCAAUGGAGGUGCCACGUGACGAAGAGUUCAGUGCCCUCAAGAACGCCGACUCCGCCGGCAAGGACUGCCCGAGCACAGCACGCGACGACCUGCAUCGCCUGCACCGCAAAUACAUUGAGAAAGCCGGCGGUACGGUCCAUGGCGACAUUUGUGAGAUUUCGCCAUUCGUCAGCUAUGCGGGUGAGAAUCUCGAGGAGCUCGUGGCUGGCAAAUCCUUCAGCAGUCCCGUUUACUUGAGCGAGCCCCCAAUGCAUGGACAUCUCUAGGACAGCGACACACACACAUGCAUAUGUACAUAUAGACUGAUAAAUGUGGAUAGUUUCUGUUAAAAAAAUUAUGAAAAAAUAUUGUU